UCCUCCAAGCCACGACCGGACGCCAUUACCACGCCAUCGGACUAAGAAUCUGUCACUAGUGCGUUAUUCGUUUGAUAAUCUUUGGAUUUUCUACGAAAUCGUUCGUUCUGUAUUGUUAGAACCGCCAAAUACUUAAAAAUCAAAAUGUCUGACGAGAAAAAGGGAGAAAGCGAACAUAUCAACUUGAAAGUAUUAGGUCAAGAUAAUGCCAUUGUGCAGUUUAAAAUCAAAAAACACACACCUCUGAGGAAGUUGAUGAAUGCCUAUUGUGAUAGAGCGGGUCUGUCAAUGCAAGUAGUGCGAUUCAGAUUUGAUGGGCAGCCAAUCAAUGAAAAUGACACACCAACAUCACUGGAGAUGGAGGAGGGCGACACAAUAGAGGUUUAUCAGCAGCAGACGGGUGGAUCACCUCUAGUGUAAUUCUUAUCUUAAGGAACUGUCCAAUUCCCAUGGGAAGAGCGCUGUGGUGUACCCAUCUCAACUUUAACGUUAAGUUAAUUUUAAAUAAAAACUGCAAGUAUAAAAUGUAAAUUUUGAGAUACACAAUUGCAUUGUCGCACUUUGUAUAACUUAGCAUUGUGUAUCUUAAAACAGUAGUACUGUAUACUCUAUUUAAUUAAGGAGAAAAUUUGAGGUAAACCAAAUGUUUUAGGUAACUUCAAUAAUUAUUCCAAUGUGAUAAUUUUUUUAGUUGACACUUUACAGAUCAAUUCUGAAUAUAAUAAGUGUGGCCAAACCUUAAAACACUUGCGACCUGUAUGUGGUAAUCUAUGGGACUUAAGUCCAAACCCCAAUGUCAAGUCUACUGCUACAACCACUGGUUUAUUAUAUCUGAAAUAAAUUAAUUUUAAAACCAGAA
Molecule: messenger RNA, 859 nt
Organism: Trichoplusia ni (cabbage looper)
Lineage: Eukaryota; Metazoa; Arthropoda; Insecta; Lepidoptera; Noctuidae
Gene: Sumo
Product: small ubiquitin-related modifier 3
Exons: 3
Coding region: 145-420 (91 amino acids)
Biological process (GO): protein sumoylation
Cellular component (GO): nucleus
Molecular function (GO): protein tag activity; ubiquitin-like protein ligase binding
Source: RefSeq, a predicted model, not a curated record